Messenger RNA from Hypoxylon trugodes, 1953 nucleotides. RefSeq names its product mitochondrial carrier. Bases 578 to 1570 code for a protein of 330 amino acids. NCBI's taxonomy places the organism in Eukaryota, Fungi, Ascomycota, Sordariomycetes, Xylariales, Hypoxylaceae. The transcript is spliced from 5 exons. The record is from RefSeq and is a predicted model, not a curated record. Gene Ontology annotation, biological process: transmembrane transport.
CUUGAAAUCUACCAGUCAGCUACGAUUUUACCAUCCUAUCUUUCAUACAUAGGUAGCUAAAAUUUCUAGCUCUAUUUUUUCCUCGUCCCCUUUUUUUCUUCUCUCGACUUCCGAGUACCACGUUUAUACACUCUCCUUUUUUCCUCAUUAUGAUAAAGCAGUAUUGAUAGUCUCAAUAUUUCAGGAGCAGAACGAUUAUGAGCGUCCUAUGUGCCUUAACCAAUUCGAUGUUCUAACCGAACGGAACGAAGAGCGACUCCCUUGAGCAAACCGAACAAUACUUGGAAAAUCUGCGCAGUUACCGCCGUUACCUAUGUUUGCCCUUGAUAACAGCCCGCCCUACAAGCUCGACUAUGUCGCCAGGAUCGUCCAGAACCUUUCGAUAAAAACUACAUUGUUCCCAUAGUCGUUCUAAAAAUAUCUCUUUCGAUAUACAUGCCCAAGUAUCAGCUGCGCGCAAAUUUGUUCGACCCCGUACUUCGGCCCCGUGUGAACCACACGCCAUCCCUCCUCCUCCUUCGUCGCGUCGGCCGACUCUGCUGCAUCCGCAUAGCUAGAGUUCCACUAGAGUUCCAAUAUGGCUGUUAGCCCGGAAGACCUCAAGGCUAAAUACGCCGACGGACAGAAAAAUGCGCAGUUUAAGGACUUCAUCUCACAGCCGGUGGUCGCUGCUUUCUGCGCUGGUGGUGUUGCCGGUGCGGUGUCGCGAACCGUCGUGUCCCCCCUCGAACGCCUAAAGAUCCUCUUCCAAGUACAAAGCGCCGGUCACAAUGAAUACAAGUUGUCAGUGGGUAAGGCACUUGCCAAGAUGUGGAAGGAAGAAGGUUGGAGAGGCUUCAUGGCUGGUAAUGGAACCAAUUGCAUUCGCAUUGUCCCCUACUCUGCGGUGCAGUUCGGUAGUUAUAACCUCUACAAACGGCAUUUCUUCGAGAAGUACCCCAAUGCCCCUCUAAGUCCUCUCGAGAGACUUUUGUGUGGUGGCAUUGCAGGAAUUACCUCCGUCUUUUUCACAUACCCGCUUGACAUCGUGCGAACCCGACUAUCCAUCCAAUCGGCGUCAUUUGCUGCGCUUGGCAACACAUCGAAAGAGAAGCUCCCGGGUAUGUGGACUACAAUGGCUGUGAUGUAUAGGGACGAGGGUGGUAUAUCUGCAUUGUAUCGUGGUAUAAUACCUACAGUUGCGGGUGUAGCUCCAUAUGUGGGAUUGAAUUUCAUGACGUACGAAUUCGUCCGCAAAGUUCUCACGCCCGAGGGUGAUCAGAAUCCUAGUGCAGCACGGAAGUUGCUGGCCGGAGCUAUAUCUGGCGCUGUUGCUCAGACAUGCACGUAUCCAUUCGACGUUUUGCGUCGAAGAUUUCAGAUCAAUACUAUGUCUGGCAUGGGCUAUAAAUAUAAGUCGAUAGGAGAUGCCGUCAGAGUGAUAUUAUCUCAAGAAGGGCCACGGGGCUUAUAUAAGGGUCUAAUUCCGAACCUGCUCAAGGUCGCACCUAGCAUGGCCGCCAACUGGCUGAGCUUUGAAGUCACCCGGGACUUCUUAGUCGGGUUGAAGCCGGAACCAGUAGUUUUAUAAAUGGAGAGGAAAGGAACUGGAUCGUAGCUGGAUACGUUUCAUUUCUGGAUUACGUCCGAACUGUACUUGACUACCUUUAGAUAUGCAGUGUUGCUAUCAGAAUUUCCCGGUGGAAUAGCGUCGAUGCACUAGCUAGAAUACGGAAUACCGGAUGAUAUACGUUAAAAGGGGGACUUGGUAGAUCAACGAACAUAGAGGGACCUAGAGGUUCUUGAUUUAGGUGGCAGCGGUGGUGGUGAGCGAUACAAAACAGCUCAAGACACGUCCUGUCAUAUAUCAUAUAUGUCGAGGAUGGCCUAUGUAUUUACCAUGAGGUCUUUUCCCCAAAGAUAUAGCUGUAAGACAGUAUUUUGUAUAGAACAAUAAAAUAAAUUUGAAAGUAA